Neoarius graeffei (lesser salmon catfish) is the source of this 7118-nucleotide messenger RNA. Its product is annotated as pleckstrin homology domain-containing family G member 1. Lineage: Eukaryota; Metazoa; Chordata; Actinopteri; Siluriformes; Ariidae. The record is from RefSeq and is a predicted model, not a curated record. The transcript has 18 exons. Bases 255 to 5294 code for a protein of 1679 amino acids. Gene Ontology annotation, molecular function: guanyl-nucleotide exchange factor activity.
CUCACACAGACAGAGAGGUCAUUUUCACUACGGCUGCUACGGAUAAAUUUGUGUGUGUGUGUGUAUAAACUGAGGAUUUACAGAAAUUUGUGAGUGAGCGCACACACAUGCGCACACACUCCCUGCUCCCUCUGUGUUUGCGUGUGUGUGCGCGCGUGUGCGUGGGGGAUUAGUUAGACCGAGCGUGAGAUGGCACUGGAAUACUAAAUGGAAAUGUGAAGAGGAGAAACUUUUAAAACUAGACGCAGACCACCAUGCCAACAGAAGAGUUCCUGUUCUCCACUGAUGUCUUACCCCCAUUGCCAGAGGUCCCUGUUCUCGAAGGGGUGGUGCUAAGCCAAGGGACCUUUCGAAACCCCGCCCUCAGACACUGCUCCUCCCACAGCAUGGAUUCCGCCCAGUGCAACGAGCGGCCUGUCAGCUACACCUCCACGUCCUCCUCUGCCUCUUCAUCACGGGACAGCCACUGCUCAGCUGUGUUAGGCUCCGCCCCUGAGCGAGACCGAGACUCUGGGGCGAUCCGACUGGAGCUCAUCCCUGCCCGUCAGCUAGAGGAGGUGGAGCCAUCUGCACCACCCAGUCAGGAUGAGGAGCGUAAAGUGGCCUACGUGGACCAUGUGGUGCAGGAGAUUCUGGAAACGGAGAGAACGUAUGUUCAGGACCUGCAGAGCAUUGUCCAGGAUUAUUUGGAGUGUAUCAGUAAUCAGGCUCGUCCCAUGUUGGGGUUGGAGGACAGGAAUUCACUGUUUGGAAACAUCCGGGAAAUCUACUGUUUCAAUAGGGAUCUCUUGCAUGAUUUGGAAAAAUGCAAUGCAGACCCGGUGGCCAUCGCGCAGUGUUUUGUAGUGAAGAGUGAAGAAUUUCAUAUUUAUACACAGUACUGCACUAAUUAUCCAAGGUCUGUAGCUGUCCUCAGCGAGUGCAUGAGGAAUAAGGCAGUGGCAAAGUUUCUGCGCGAGCGUCAGGAGUGUGCGAAACACUCGUUGCCUCUCGGCUCGUUCCUGCUCAAACCUGUACAGAGGAUCCUCAAGUACCACCUGCUGCUGCAUGAGAUCGCCACGCACCUGGAGAAGGACUCUGAGAGACAUGCCGUGGUUCAGGAGGCUAUUGACACCAUGCAGAGGGUCGCCUGGCACAUCAACGAUAUGAAGAGGAAACACGAGAACACCGUCAGACUGCAGGAGAUCCAGAGUUUGUUGACGAGCUGGCAGGGUCCUGAUCUGAUUGGUUACGGUGAGCUGGUUUUGGAGGGAACGUUCCGGGUCCAGAGGGUCAAGAAUGAGAGAACACUCUUCCUCUUUGACAAACUCCUCCUCAUUACCAAGAAACGAGAGGAGACCUAUGCCUACAAAGCACACAUACUGUGCUGUAAUCUGAUGCUGGUUGAGGUCAUUCCUAAGGAGCCGCUGAGCUUCAGUGUGUUCCACUAUAAGAACCCCAAACUGCAGCACACUGUGCAGGCCAAGUCUCAACAGGACAAGCGAACAUGGAUCCAGCACCUGAAGAGGCUCAUUCUCGAAAACCAUCCGGCAAAAAUCCCAGCCAAGGCCAAGCAGGCCAUUCUGGAAAUGGAUGUGCACCAGUGUAGCCCUGAGGGCCAGAACAGAAUUAACCUGAAGGAAGGUCCUUCCCCCAGAAGAACACGCAGGAAGACAGAACCCUUGUCCAAACUCCUCAAAAACAAACAUGCAAUAUCCAGUCCAGAUAUACAGAAGCGAAGCAGUUUUGGAGCAACCCUUCUGUCUCCUGUAGUCCAUCUCGGCACCAUUGGUCGAUCUCGCAGCCUUGUCAGCCAAUCACAGGAAUCACUAGACCCUGGUGACCAUGGUGACCACAGUGACCUUGACGAAGGGUUACAUCCACAAGAUGCUGAUGACGAAGAUGACAGUGGACUGGGUUCUGUAGGUAAGCUACGUGUCCCUGGAAAGAGUAGCAGGAAAAGGCUAAAUGCCCAGGUGUCAGUGGACAGCAUCGACCAGUGGAAGAACCACAGCCUUGACCAUAUUGAUCUACAGACAGCCAAAGAGUCUCUGCAGAAAGAGACGGUGCACGCACCCAUCUUACGGGUGACCUGUCCUCCUGAAACACGGGCAGGUGAUCACUUUUCCCAGUUGCUGGGCACAAGCAGUGGACAUUCUGUCCCGAACAUAUGGGCAGACCACAGAGUGCGUCGUGCCAUGUUCCCUACUCGUCAAAAGACUGUCCAAAUCGAUGAUGAUGAAGACAUUUAUCAGAUGUUUGUGCCCACUGAGAACAAUGCAAGUGGGCAUGAUGCAGAAAGCGAUCAUGACACAGUUGAUGAUCGUCCUGGACGACCGUGUAGCUGGCAUGUUGAACAGGCACAGUCGGCACAGUUAGACCUCCCAGCCAGCAGAGGUAAAGUGUUACGCAGGGCAAGUAGUGUUGGAGAACAACAAAGCGAGCGACAAAGUCCUACAAAGAGGGCUAUCCUAAAAGAGGAAGUGCACAAUAAUACAGAGUCGUCAAGUAACGAGAUAUCUGGAUCUUCCUCAGCAGAACAGCUAACGAUUGAUGAUAUUGAGAAUGUUUAUGAUAAUAUUAGCUAUGAAGAACUGCAGGCUAUGGGACUGAUUCGGAAGGAUCUGGAGGUUAAUCAGUCCUCUUCAGAGGUCAAACCAGUUGUACCUCCACAAAUCUUAGUUUCUCCAGUUGAAAUGGAGAGUUCAUCUGAAAGCAACAGGUCCUCAGGCCAAGAGGGGGCACCAUUUGAAUCUGCCAAUGUGCAGACACCAGAGGAAGAAGAAAAUGUCUAUGAUACCAUUGUGUUCCGUGAACUGCCACCUUCUGUCACUGAGACAGGAAGAGGAAAUAAACAAGCAGCUCAACAGGAUAAUGCACAAUCACCCAAAACAGAUUUGACAGUUAACCAGAACAUAGGAACUGUUUCUGAUGAAAGCCCAAAUCUGGAUUACAGCAAAGUAGCAAAUCGACCCCUUCCUGAUAUUCCCACUGUUUCAGUUACUGAUAUGGAUAUACCUUUAACUUUGGAUAAACCUUCUGAGCAGUCCAUAGCUGAUCAAGUGUCGGACCAAGUUGACGAGAUCUGGAAUGAUCUGGAAAACUACAUCCGUAAUAAUGAGAAGAAAGCAGACAAGCUUCCUGCUGCAUUCCCUGUCAAUAGACCAGAAUCACCACAAAAGUGUGAUUCUCAGGGUAAAAUUGAAAGUUCUUCAGAUAAAUUACACAGCUCUCCAACAAAGGCAGUCAAAUCUCAGCCGAAAUCACAAGAAUCCCAAGACAAGACACGAAAAUCACAUCAGUCUCCCAGCAAAAAAUGUAAUUCUGGACGCAAAGCUAAUGACUCUCAUGUCAAAACAGAUGGUGCUAAGAAGGUCAGGAAAAGCACCUCAUCACCCAGUUCUCCAGCCUUCCACCCCAUUCCAACUUUCAAAUUCCCAGUGCUUAGUGUUCCCAAACUUGUGCGAGAGCCUACAUUUGAGAUAGAUGAGCCUGAAUCCCCUCCUUCUACGCCUCCUGCUACACCUUGUGUUCCACAAGUCUCGAGCGCUCUUCCACAAGUCUCAAGCGCUCUUCCACAAGUCUCGAGCACUCUUCCACAAGUCUCGAGCGCUCUUCCACAAGUCUCGACCUCUCUUCCACAAGUCUCGACCUCUCUUCCACAAGUCUCAACCCCUGUACCACAAGUCUCUACCUCUCUUCCACAAGUCUCGAGCCCUGUACCACAAGUCUCAACCUCUCUUCCACAAGUCUCGAGCCCUGCACCACAAGUCUCAAUCUCUCUUCCACAAGUCUCGAGCCCUGCACCACAAGUCUCAACCUCUCUUCCACAAGUCUCGAGCCCUGCACCACAAGUCUCGACCUCUCUUCCACAAAUUUCAAGCACUGUCAGCCACACCCAAGUCUCAAGCCCUGUUACCCAAGUCUCAAGCCCUGUUACCCACGUCCAAGUCUCCAGGUCUAUUCCUGAAAUCCAAGUUUCCAGCCCUGAACCCCCGCCAGGCACAGUCAAGAGCAUACGGAAUAAACUAGCCAGGCUUAGCAGUGGAAGCUUUCGCAUGGAUGAUGAGGACCCUCCUACACAGAAAGAUCCCGAGCUACAAGCACUAUUUACUGGUUUGGACCCUUCAUUCCUUCCUCUGGCAUCCUCUGGUCUUCUCCUGAGUGGAGACGCUGGAGACCAGCUGCUGGAAUUGGGGGAAAAAGGUAGAAAUAGAGUUUUCCUCAUGGCCAGACAGUACAGCCAGAAGAUCAAGAAGGCUAAUCAGCUGUUGAAGAUGAAGAGCAUGGACCACGAGCCCAGCUGUGCAAGACUCAGGACCAACAAGUCAAAAGAUUUAGCAGCCAUUCUGGAGGAGAAGAAGCAAGGCGGAGCAGCCAUAGGAGCAAGAAUAGCUGAGUAUUCCCAGUUGUACGAGCAGGUGAUGUUUAAGGAACCUUCUACUACUACUCCAGUGCUGAAAUCUUCAGCCAGUGUUUCAGGACCUCAUCCAUUUUCCUCACGCUCAGGAUUGGCUUCCUCCCCAUCCCUGCCUGAGAGCGCCUUCCCAGAGACUGACUGGUUAAACUGCACCUACAGCAAUGGCGAACUUGCUGGGUUUGUAUCCUGGCCUGCUGAAGUCGGAGGGUGCUCUUCAACCCCUCAGCGAAAAUUGUCCUCAGCAAUGUCUGUCCCUGCCUUGAAGGACGUUCCGCCACCUCCAAGCACUCCAUCCAAUCAGCGGUGGAGUGCUUGUGUGACUUCAACCAGCAAAGACGACUCUGAACACAUUUACAGCACGUUGGGGCAGCAGAGUUUUAAAACUCCACCCUAUAGCCGCUGUCAGUCCUCAUCCUCAUUGGUUGAGCAGCAGCAAGAAAAAGAGAACAGCAGGAGUAUGAAUAAUCUGGGACACACCAGUCAUCCAGGGAGGGUGACGAUUGCAGAACAUGGUCUUGGGCCUCGGCAACAUAGCCUACCUGAGUAUCCUGCUCAAACAACCUCAGACCUUUCCCAAUCAUGUGACGUCACACUAAGGGACUCACAGCAAGUGCUGGUGCUGAACAGACAGUCAAAUCUGAAUGCAGUCAGCGCUACACAGAACUAUUUGGCCAACUUUAAAGACAACGGUGAAGAUGAUGAUGAUUAUGUUGAAAUUCGCUCCGAGGAUGAGAGUGAUGGCAUGGAAAAGGGUUGUACAGCAAGUCCAAAUUCAGCUCUGCACAGCUACAUCUGGAAUGACCCAAAUGAGAGUCAGCAAGCACUCAAUCAGCCCAAAAUUGUCCAGUCGCUGCGAGAGAAGUUCCAGUGUCUUGGUUCCAGCAGCUUUGCAUAACACAGGCAUAACUACCAAUGUGCACUUGAUUGCAAAAAUAAAGGCAAUUACAACUUACCACAUGGAACAUGUUACACAAUGUAAAGCACAUUUAUGGAUUACAGGAUUAUGACAACAAAAUGAUGACUACGCAGUUAAGUUAAAUGUUUCGCGUCACAGCUUCGGGGAAUCUACACUAUAUGCACUAUCACAAAUCAUGCAAAUAUGACACUUUGUAUUUUUCAUUCAUAUAAUGACUCAUGAUGCACUAAACAUGACUUUCCAUUUUGCCAUGGGUAUUGUUUCAGUUAAAACUUUUACUAUUUAAAUUCCUUUUUUUAAAACACGGUAUUAAUUUUGGCUUGAACUCACAUGAUUGGGCUGAGGUUCGGCUCUCAGUCUGAGAGAGUGGACUUUUAAGUGUUAAAGAUUUUCCAUCAGAUUUCAUCGUUGAGGUUUUAUGGCUCCCUUGUCACUUAGACUUAUUCCCUUAUUUUUUUUAUUCUGUAGGUGCUCCAACCUAUCCAUUGUCAACACUCCAGCAUUGCCUUUCUCAAGCCAUUACUUACCAACCAUUUUGCUAACAAUUCCACUGCAAAGCUUUUAAAGUAGCAUCUGAAGAAUUUUAAUGUGUUGAUCCAACUUAACCAUGUGCAGAUUUUAUGUGAAUGUAACCAGUGAUACGCAAACGAUAUAAUAGUGUCCAUUUGUAAUUGAUCAGGUUGCCUCUGCAAUUGCUACAUAAUGAAAAUUAGGUUAAUAUCCACUGUUACUGGUUAUGUCUGCAUGAUCAUUUGUUCUCAGAGGCCAAAUAUUCAUAAAAAUACACAUAUAUUUUACUAGGAAUCAAUAAGAGUCAAUAUAUAUUGUAUAUAAGUCAUAGAUAUAUUUUAGAUAGUUUGAAAAAGGAGUCCUAGCCAUGCUUGCCAUUGGUUGGAUAAAGGGUUGGGUUUUUUUUUUCCUUGAUACGUUUCCGUUUGCCUCAGAUUUAUACAACUACAGAGAUGACUACUGCAGUAAGCAACAAAAAUGGAUUUAGGAUUGUAAACAAUAAGUCAUAAUUUUAGGCUAAGUUUUAAUCAUUACUGAGAGGGCCAGGUUAGCCACAGGUUAUUUACAGGCUCACAGUAAGAUCAGAUGUAUAUUUCCUUUAGGCUUUUUGGUUUAGUAAAAAAUUGUCCACACUCACUCGCUCUCACUACUGUAGAACACCACACCAGAUUUAUCACGAGUUAAACUACAUUAACAAAAAAAAAAUCACUGGUUCAUCACGUCAUUUGUCACUUAGUUGACACAUUUAGAAUCUCAGAAUAUUCCAGAUUUUUAUUUAUUUAUUUGCUUUCAUUACUGUUUUGUCAAGAUUCCAAGUCUAACGUAGUGAUAUUUAUUAAAUAUCUACUGUUGGUAGUUUGCAGUGAUUCGGUUUAAGUUGUUUACUGUGACUGUUAAUUCUUUUCCCCAUGAGCACUGAGCAAGAAUAUUGCCAUAUUGGAACAAAUAAAUGAUUAAAAAUCAGUUGUUAUUAUCAGUGUAAAUGUACCAAAUUAACUAAAAAUAUGAAGAAUAAGUUCCAUGUUUUUUUUUCUCCAUUUGUACAUGUUUCUUGUUUCAUGGGGGACUGUUAUCAUUCAUUCAUCUGGUUUGCACUUUUUUAUUUUUUAGCAUUUUUUUUUUUAUUUGUUAAGGUGUAAAUUUUAGGAUAUGUAAUUACAUGUUGCCAUAGAUUUGCUCUGUCUUAAUUUUAAAUUAAAUGUACUGUACUUUUGUUUUUAUAAAACUGCCUAAUUGUAACUGCUCAAGGAAACUGAUGCAUCAGAGGCAAUAAAGAAAUGUUCAGUUCAAACA